Messenger RNA from Pyrus x bretschneideri (Chinese white pear), 2460 nucleotides. RefSeq names its product BTB/POZ domain-containing protein At1g67900. The transcript is spliced from 5 exons. The coding region runs from base 321 to 2219 and encodes 632 amino acids. The record is from RefSeq and is a predicted model, not a curated record. NCBI's taxonomy places the organism in Eukaryota, Viridiplantae, Streptophyta, Magnoliopsida, Rosales, Rosaceae.
AGGGAAUGAAGAGGGGUUCUUACUGCUCACAAUUCCCUUAAAAAUGGUGCGGCAAUCAUAAGGGAGAAGGGCGCAAGUGGGCUCUAGACAAGCACGUGGGACUUUCCUAUGGGAAAAUGCACGCUGUCAUGGCCAUGCCAUAUUUUCCCAUCCGAGUUACCACAAACCCUACUUUUUCCAGGAAAAUUUUCAUUUUCUAGGAAAAGUUUUCAUUCACCCACCAGUGUUUGGCAGCAGCUUCUGUCUCUGGGGAAAUUAUAGUUUAAAAUCUGUUAAGGAGCUUCUGAUGAGCACAUAAGAAGAAAACAGAGGAAUAAGCCAUGAAGUUUAUGAAACUUGGAUCCCGGCCGGAUACUUUCUACGCUACUGAUGCUGUAAGGUCAGUCUCCUCUGAAGUUUCUAGUGAUCUCAUAAUUCAAGUGAAAGGAAGCAGAUAUUUGCUUCACAAGUUUCCUCUGUUAUCCAAGUGUUUGAGGCUGCAGAGGCUCUGCUCUGAGUACCAAGAAUCUUCAAACCACCACAUAAUCCAGCUCCAUGACUUCCCCAGUAGCGUCGAGGCUUUCGAGCUCUGCGCAAAGUUCUGCUACGGCAUCACUAUCACUCUCAGCGCCUACAACAUUGUCGCUUCUCGCUGUGCCGCUGAGUACCUGCAGAUGACCGAGGAUGUCGAGAAGGGAAACCUUGUAUACAAACUCGAGGUGUUCUUCAACUCCUGCAUCCUCCACGGUUGGAGGGACUCAAUUGCCACGCUUCAGAGCACGAAGGCAUUUCCUCUGUGGUCGGAGGAGCUUGGAAUCACAUCCAGGUGCAUUGAAGCAAUUGCCACAAAAGUCCUCACAAACCCUUCCAAAGUUAGCCUGUCACACAGCUAUUCCAGGAGGGGCAGAGAUGACAUUGUGUCGUGCAAUGGCUCCGAGAGCCUCCGGCAUAACAGUAGGCCUACAGGCAGGGGAUGGUGGGCUGAGGACAUUGCAGAAUUGGGGAUUGAUUUGUAUUGGAGAACUAUGAUUGCUAUAAAAUCUGGUGGGAAAAUUCCCUCUAGUCUCAUUGGAGAUGCAUUGAAAAUUUAUGCGGCUCGAUGGUUGCCUAAAAUAUCGAAAAACGAAUGUGAUCAUCGACAAGCAGCGUCGGAUUCGGAUUCAGACUCGGCCAAUGAUUUAACUUCAAAGCAUAGGUUGAUCUUGGAGUCCAUCGUAAGUUUAGUUCCAGUCGAAAAAGGUGCUGCUUCCACUAGCUUUCUGCUUAAACUUUUAAAGGCAGCCAACAUUCUCAAUGCUUCUUCUUCUUCAAAAAUGGAGUUGGCUAGAAGGGUAGGGCUUCAAUUGGAUGAUGCAACAGUCAAUGACUUGCUAAUCCCCUCUGCGUCGUGUGAAAGCGACACGCGAUAUGAUGUGGACAUAGUCAUGACAAUUUUGGAGCACUUCUUGCAGCAGGGGCAGAGCCCCCCAACUAGUCCUCCGAGGUCCAAGCUUGGUUUCGAAAGGAGGAGGUCUCGCUCUGCGGAGAACAUUGAUUUUGAGUUUCAGGAGAGCCGGAGAUCUUCCUCGGCGUCACAUAGCUCGAAGCUGAAGGUGGCUAAGAUUAUAGAUGUGUAUCUUCGGGAGAUUGCCCGGGAUGUCAAUCUGUCCCUCUCAAAAUUCAUUGCAAUUGCUGAGGCAAUACCAGAGUUUGCAAGGCUUGACCAUGAUGAUCUCUACAGAGCAAUUGACAUUUACCUCAAGGCACAUCCAGACCUAAACAAAAGUGAAAGGAAGAGGCUUUGCAGAAUUCUAGACUGCAAAAAGCUCUCAAUGGAGGUCUGCAUGCAUGCUGCACAAAAUGAGCUGCUCCCACUAAGAGUGGUGGUCCAAGUUCUUUUCUUUGAGCAAGCUAAAGCCGCCAUGGCUGGCGGCAAAGUGACCGAGCUGCCUAGCAACAUUAGGGCUCUGCUAGCCUCGCAUAACAUUGAUCCGUCAAAGCCUCCGCCCUCUCUAAGCAACGCUAGUAUUGUUCCGGCAGAGGAUCAAUGGAGCGUUUCAGGCCUGAAAUCGCCAAAGUCAAAGACGUCAACUUUACGAAUGAAACUGGAUGAAGACGAUGAUUUGGACGACAAUGAUAUGCAUCCUGAUGGACUUGGGAGAAAUUCAAAGCUCAAAUCUCUUUGUUCACUUCCUGCUAAACCCAAAAGAAUGUUCAGUAAGUUGUGGUCCAUAAACAGAACUAGCAGUGAAAAGAACUGAGUGAUUUUUGUAUAAUUUGUUUUCCCUAGCACACCAUUAGUGAUAUCUUCGGUGUAUGUAAGUUCUCUCCAAGCUGGAAUGCGGUAAUCCAAAUAUUCCAAAGAACAACAUAUAAUACUAUGCUUUUUCGCUCCCCUCAUUCCUUGUAAACUUACUAGGAACAAAAAUUAAGAAGGAUUCCAAUGUGCAUUAGUUAAUGUUCAUGUAAUCUUUUGUAAUAAGAAAGAAGAUCUUCAGGGCA